CCCGAAAACGAUAGGUAGGCGACGUAAAAAUCUUGCAGCCAUGCGUACAAAAGCGCCCAAUCCUUUGUGACCCACUGCUCCGAUGAGCCAAAUCUAAGCAAUUCUUGGGACAAAAGUGGAAUUGAAAGUGUGAGCCCUUCCACACAUUCCAAAAUCAAAUGCAACCCUACAUUACGUUUAAUAAUAAUAAUAUUCUUCAAGAAUCACACACAACACACACAUACACAUCCUCCUCCUCACCCUCUUCCUCUUCUCUCGAUUACAGCCCUUCGUCUCUCUAUCCACUUGUUGCUGCGUGUUCCAUGCGUCUGUCUGUAUUACUUUGAAGCGAAGUUUUAUGUGGUUGAUUUGCACGGCGUAUUCUGUGUAUUGGUGCUUUCAAGUUUGAAUCUUUGGUCAUUGUUUCCAUUUGGGACCCAAAGGAUAGGAACAUUCAGGUUGAAUCUUAAGUGCGUUAUUUGUGUUUUUCGUUUGUUUUUUAUUUUUUAUCUGAGGUGCCCCAAAGUUUGAAUCUUUCGUCAUUGUUUCCAUUUGGGAGCCAAAAAUUUUGAAUCUUUGGUGGAGUUUUGUGUUUUUAGAGCAUCAGCGCUCUCGAGUUGGUUGGUGGGGUGGGAUUCGUUUUGAUUGUCAAUGGGCGCUUUAGAUGAGGGGCAUUAUGAUGUGGAACUGGGGAAUGGUGUGAAUCUUGGGGGUUGCUCUGAGCUUGGUUUUGAGGAGGAGCCUGAGACUCUGGCUAUUGAGGAAGCUGUGAAAGUCCUGUUGCAGGGUUUAGGUGAAGAUUUCAAUCGUGAAGGUCUGAGAAAGACCCCUCUCCGUGUCGCAAAGGCGCUUCGAGAAGGGACCAGAGGUUAUAAGCAAAAUGUGAAGGACGUUGUUAGUGGUGCUUUAUUCCCUGAAGCUGGCUUGGAAAGCAGAGUUGGUCAUGCUGGUGGAGCAGGUGGGCUUGUAAUAGUUAGAGAUCUUGAUCUCUUUUCAACUUGUGAGUCUUGCUUGCUCCCAUUCCAGGUUAAAUGUCAUGUUGGUUAUGUCCCAUCUGGUCGUAGAGUUGUGGGCCUUAGCAAGCUUUCUCGAGUUGCUGAAGUUUUUGGCAAACGGCUCCAAGAACCACAAAGAUUGGCCAAUGAGAUUUGUGCAGCUUUGCAGCAGGGUAUCAAACCAACUGGAGUUGCUGUUGUCCUCCAAUGUUCUCACAUUCAUUUCCCCAAUUUCGAGUCGGCCCUCUUUGAUCCAAACCAUAAAGGUUGGGUAAAGAUGUUAGUUAGAUCGGGCUCUGGAGUUUUUGACAAUGAGAACACAGCAGAUAUUUGGACAGAUUUCCUCAGUCUCCUGAGAUUCAGGGGAAUAAACAUUGAGGAUGUCUGUUCUAGAGUUUCAAACAACAAAUCCUGGUGCCCGUCUCACACGUUUUGCAGGGCGGCGGCCUCAGAUUCAGCAAUGCUUGGUGCUGUAGCUUCAAUACUUUGUUCUCUAGGCGAGGAUCCAUCAAGGAAAGAGCUUGUAGAGACUCCCACUCGCUUUGUCAAGUGGUUAAUGAACUUUAAAAACACAAAUUUGGAUUUGAAGCUAAAUGGAUUCGUCCGAAGCAAGAGAGAUUCCCUAACUUCCAAUGGGGAUUUCAGCUACGAAGAACAUCUCUGUUCCGAGCUGAACUUGUCUUUCUGGUCACAAUGUGAACACCAUUUACUUCCCUUUCACGGUGUAGUUCAUAUAGGUUAUUACGGUUCAAACGGGUUCAGCCCAGUCGGAAAAUCCUUCCUACAGUCGAUUGUUCAUCUUUACGGGUUCAAGCUCCAGGUACAGGAAAGGCUGACGAGACAGAUUGCUGAGACAGUUUCAUCAUUCUUAGGUGAAGAUAUAAUAGUAGUUGUCGAAGCUAGUCACACUUGUAUGAUUUCUCGAGGGAUUGAGAAGUUCGGUAGCAGUACUGCUACCAUCGCCGUCCUGGGUCGAUUUUCCACUGACCCCUCAGCACGGGCAAAAUUUUUGCAGAUCAUCCCCAACUCUAGUCCCUGUGAAGGUUGAGGUUUGAUUGCAACAAACAUACUUUUUCCUUCUUUGUUAUACCGGCAUGUUUCUUGUGCCCUGCUCAGAAGCUUGCUGACUAUCUAAAUUUGGUCGAGACUCAAGGCAGUAGUCGGAAUGAGACUUUUGCAAGAAUGUUGGUGUCCUAUGAAUCUGUUUGGUCUGGGGAGAUUGCCACUGGAGCUGCAAUAGCAGAUAAUGUCUGAAUUUGUUUUGUCAUAGCAUUCUUUGUUCUUCGGCUCAUUGCCUGUAACAUAAAGGCCUCAUAGCCCAUGAAAACGCUGGUCGUAUGCAGCAUCUUCUUCUUAUUCACAGCAAAGUUGUUAUUUCUGUGCUCAAGAUUGUUAUCAAAGUUGUCACAUUCACAUUCA
Molecule: messenger RNA, 2393 nt
Organism: Sesamum indicum (sesame)
Lineage: Eukaryota; Viridiplantae; Streptophyta; Magnoliopsida; Lamiales; Pedaliaceae
Product: GTP cyclohydrolase 1
Biological process (GO): tetrahydrobiopterin biosynthetic process; tetrahydrofolate biosynthetic process
Cellular component (GO): cytoplasm
Molecular function (GO): GTP binding; zinc ion binding; GTP cyclohydrolase I activity
Source: RefSeq, a predicted model, not a curated record